Messenger RNA from Nymphaea colorata (pocket water lily), 1530 nucleotides. Its product is annotated as zinc transporter ZTP29. Bases 153 to 983 code for a protein of 276 amino acids. Gene Ontology annotation, cellular component: membrane. The record is from RefSeq and is a predicted model, not a curated record. Gene Ontology annotation, biological process: zinc ion transmembrane transport. Gene Ontology annotation, molecular function: zinc ion transmembrane transporter activity. NCBI's taxonomy places the organism in Eukaryota, Viridiplantae, Streptophyta, Magnoliopsida, Nymphaeales, Nymphaeaceae. The transcript has 13 exons.
UCCUUUUCUUGGCUGCAGUGGCACUCCCCACUGAUGCACUCAAUUCUUUCGUUCCUCACGACUUCGAUUUUUUGGUCAGCUUUUCCAAUUUUCUUCAACGAUCGAUUGAGGUUCGCGUUAAAAAUACCCGUAAACCCAUUUAAGUGAUCCAAAUGGACUCCACGGUCAUGGUGGCACUCUUUCUUUCCCUUGCUGGUGGACUCAGUACGUGUAUAGGGGCUCUUUUCGUUAUCUUAACUCGCACUCCCAAUCUGAAGAUUCUAGGCCUUCUGCAGGGGUUUGCUGCUGGCCUGAUGCUGAGCAUUUCUUUCUUAGACUUAGCACAUAAUGCCAUAAAUGCAGUUGGUUUCUUGAAAGGAAACCUUUGGUUCUUUUCAGGUGUAUUAUUAUUUGCUCUUCUUGUCAAGUUCAUCCCAGAACCAACACUUACACCGAGCAACAGAGAUGUAAAAUGCAAAAAGAAAGAUGAUGGAGAUGAGAGGGACCUAGUGAAGGAGCAAAAACGCCAAGUACUUUUUAGUGGGAUCAUCACAACAAUUGGCAUAAGCUUGCACAAUUUUCCUGAGGGGAUGGCAGUUUUCCUUGGAUCAAUUAAGGGACUUCGUGUUGGCAUUAACUUGGCACUGGCUAUUGCUUUGCACAAUGUUCCUGAGGGUGUUGCUGUUGCGCUUCCUGUUUAUUUUGCAACGGAAAGCAAAUGGCAGGCUUUCAAACUGGCAGCACUUUCUGGUUUUGCUGAGCCUUUAGGUGUAAUUCUUGUAGCUUAUCUGUUCCCAAGCAGCCUUUCACCAGAAAUUUUGGAAGGUUUACUGGGAUCAGUUGGGGGAGUGAUGGCUUUUCUCACCUUGCAUGAGAUGCUUCCCAUGGCAUUUAAUUAUGCAGGUCAAAAACAAGCUGUCAAGGCUGUUUUCUUGGGAAUGGCUGCUAUGUCUGCCAGCCUACAUUUCUUGGAGGUCAGCGUCCCGAAGGAGGUGAGCUUGUAGCAAGGCAGACAGCCAGACACUACAUCUGUACAGAAACUUUUGUGCUUGAUUUGGCUUCAGCUCAACGUCAUUCUUUACAUGUUGACUUGGGAAAAUGCUUCUCCUGCUUGGUUCUAAAAGCCAAACCUGCUUUGUAAUGUUCCAUAUCAAUAAAUUGUGAAUUACCAGACAGGGCCUGGAUUAUGAAUAGCCGACUCCAGGUUAUGUGGACAGUAGCUCAUUCAUUUUGGUGACGGAUUAGGUGUCAAAUUUGGACUUUGGUUAUCACAGCUAGCCCUUGAAGAAUGGCUCCAUGUGUCAGUGGAAGACAUGCAGUGUAUCCAUAUUAGAUUUGAAUAUGUAGUAGUUCAUCACAAUCGAGGCCUCACUGGACCGAGUAAACCGCAUUCAGGUUUAAUAAGGGGCUCUGGAGACACCUGGUCUUUGUUCAAAAAAAUUUGUCUGUAUGCGUGUGCAUAUAUCCGUGCAUGUGUGUGGAACAAUUUUGAUUUUAAUCGGAACCUCUGCAAGGACCCAGUAAAAAAUGGAUCAUACCCGGUUCUCUUUC